Molecule: messenger RNA, 714 nt
Organism: Lactuca saligna
Lineage: Eukaryota; Viridiplantae; Streptophyta; Magnoliopsida; Asterales; Asteraceae
Source: the annotation of a GenBank genome assembly
AUGAACCUUCUCCAAAACUGCCUCCUUCAAGUUGAUAUUGUUCAUCAAGAUGAAACGAUUCCCCCUACACCAUUACCCAUUACCACUAUUGCUCUUCUUCAGGGUGAUCAGGGACAAUCCAACUCCAACUUUGAAACUACCAUGAUUUCCCAACUUUCCUUAUUUGUGCACUUAACUCAGGUAAUGGUUAAAAGGUUGACUAAAGUUGAAAGGGAUGUCGCUACAAUGAAGAGACUUACGAAUUUGGAUAAUGGUGAUGAUGAUAUGGUGUUUGAUAACACUCCACCAAAUUCUCUAGGUGAUAACCCUCCUCCACCUCCACCUCCAUCAACAAAUCUUCCUCCACCAUCUCAUCCUCCUCCAAGAACUCAUUCUCCUCCUCCUAACUCUCCUCCCCAAUCUGACGCUGCCAAAAAUGCGGAGAAUAAUCAAGGGGAUCCUCAGUCUAUGAAAAUGCAGGUGGUGAUUGUACCAACUCCAUCUCAGCUUGAGAUGAUUGGAAAGGUUGAAGCUGAAAAUGAAAUUGAAAAACUGAUUGUUGCUACUGAUGUUGAUGCUACAACCAAUCAACCCAUUCCAGACACUGGUGACCAACUAGAAACUGGUGGCUAUGAAGGGUUUCUGGAUCUUGGUUUCAUGCAACACGAUGUUGUUUUUUCUAUUCCAUUAAAUGUUGUCUAUGUUGGUUCUUGUUUUGAGAGGGAGAUUUCUUAA